Penicillium maclennaniae is the source of this 207-nucleotide messenger RNA. RefSeq lists its product as uncharacterized. Bases 1 to 207 code for a protein of 68 amino acids. The transcript has a single exon. Lineage: Eukaryota; Fungi; Ascomycota; Eurotiomycetes; Eurotiales; Aspergillaceae. The record is from RefSeq and is a predicted model, not a curated record.
AUGACCGAGAAGCCUACCUCCCUCAUUUGUAAGGACAUGGCGUCCAGACCGUUUGAGAUCGCAGACUCGACUUCGGACAUGCCAAUUCGCACAGGUUCCGUUGGAGCUAAAAGGAAAAAGACCCGUCAGGCCAACCCCAUUUGGGACGACACUGAUAACGCCAUUCGCACUAUGAAUGACCGACCACUCAACUUCUAUUGCAUCUAA